Messenger RNA from Gossypium arboreum, 1680 nucleotides. RefSeq names its product phloretin 4'-O-glucosyltransferase-like. The record is from RefSeq and is a predicted model, not a curated record. The transcript has a single exon. Gene Ontology annotation, molecular function: UDP-glycosyltransferase activity. The coding region runs from base 159 to 1553 and encodes 464 amino acids. Lineage: Eukaryota; Viridiplantae; Streptophyta; Magnoliopsida; Malvales; Malvaceae.
AACAAAAUCCAAAAGAAUUUAGAGAUCUUCAAAUUCGUCAGCCCAAACGUCACCUUUUUACAGUGCCUCUCAUCACUUAUAAGAACACUUUGAAUACUCCAAAUCCGACGUUCGUAAAGAAAGACCAGCUCAACUACCUACGCGCCGCCAUCACCACCAUGUCACAGCCUCAUUUCCUCCUAGUGACCUUCCCUGCACAAGGCCACAUAAACCCAACCUUACAAUUUGCCAAGCAUCUUAUACGUAUUGGAGUACGUGUAACUUUCAUCACCUGCAUCUCCGCUCGCCGCCGCAUGACCAAAGUCCCCACUGCUCAAGGCCUAACGUUUUUAUCCUUUUCCGAUGGCUACGACGACGGUUUUCAACCCGGAGUUCACAUAGACCAUUACCUAUCUGAAUUGAGGCGACGAGGCAAAGAAGCCAUCUCCGAGUUUAUAACAAGCAGUGAAAACGAAGGCAAACCCGUCACUUGCAUUGUCUACACCCUGUUCAUCCAUUGGGCCACGGAGGUGGCGCGUAAACAUCACAUCCCGACAGCUUUACUUUGGAUUCAACCAGCCACCGUUUUUGACAUCUAUUAUUUUUACUUCAACGGAUACGAAUCCACCAUUAAAGCUCAUGCUGAUGAAACAAACCCCAAGCGUUCAAUAAAAUUACCAGUUCUGCCGCUACUCGCCACCCGCGACCUUCCGUCGUUCGUCACCGCUUCAAACGUUUACCGUUGGGCACUGUCGUUGUUCCAAGAACAAAUGGACGUCCUCGCCGAUGAAUCCAACCCUAAAAUCCUUGUUAACACAUUCGAUGCUUUGGAACACGAAGCAUUAAACGCCAUUGAAAAUUUCAACAUGGUCGGCAUCGGACCUUUAAUCCCAUCUUCUUUCUUGAGCUCAAAUGACUCCUUGGAUAAUUCCUUGAGAACAGAUCUUUUUGAAUCCGAUUCAAAAGAUUACCUCCAAUGGUUAGACUCCAAACCAAAAUCGGCAGUCGUUUACGUUUCCUUCGGGAGCAUUGCAGUGUUAACGAAGCAACAAGUGGAGGAAAUAGCUCGAGCUUUAAUAUCCAGCCGGCGACCCUUUUUAUGGGUGGUGAGGAACCGGAAAGAUGGAGACUACAAAGAGAAAGAAGAAGAUAAACUGACUUGCAGGGAAGAAUUGGAACAGUUUGGGAUGGUGGUUCCAUGGUGUUCGCAAGUGGAAGUAUUGUCUCAUCCGUCGUUGGGUUGCUUCGUGACGCAUUGUGGGUGGAACUCGACGUUGGAGAGCAUGGUGACCGGUGUACCGGUGGUGGCUUUCCCUCAAUGGACGGAUCAAGGGACUAAUGCGAAGCUGAUUGAAGAUGUGUGGGGGAAUGGGGUGAGAGUGAGUGCUAAUGAAGAAGGGAUCGUGGAACGUGAUGAGAUCUUUAGGUGCUUGGAUUUGGUGAUGGGGGAUGAUGAGAAACGGAUGGAAGUGAAAAAAAAUGUAGAGAAAUGGAAAGGGUUAGCCAGGGAAGCCUCCAUGGAAGGCGGCUACAUGGAUAAGAACCUUAAAGCUUUUGUUGAUGAUGUUGCUUAAGGUUGUUGGAAGUAAAUUUAUCAUUUUCAAGUAAAUUCACUGUUAUAAUAGCAGCUAUAAAUAUUGUACUAGCAACACAAUAUCAAUUCACUGUUACAAAUAAAAUUUAAUUUGUGUUUGUAUUAAA